GUUGAGGUGCUGCAGGAACUUCAGCCGCAUUUUGGCUUCGCAAUGCUUUCCCGGAAGAUGCAGGUGUCGCCGUGUCAAUGGACAUUUACGAACGUCAUGACUACCUUGGUGGACGAAGCACGGUCGUCACUGUCAAGGACGAUCCUGCCCUGGGAGUCAUUGAACUGGGCGCUUCCAUCUUUAUAGAGGACAAUUAUAACCUGAUGAAUGCUACCGAAAAGUUUGGAUUGAAGCUAAAGGUGCUAACCGAGGACGAUAAUGGCCGCGGGCUUGGACUUUGGAACGGUGAAGAAUUUAUCUUUGAAGAGACAGGCAACUAUUACUGGGAUGUAGCUAAAAUCAUUUGGCGCUAUGGCUUGUCGCCGAUGAAGUUAAAACGCCUAGUCCCUAUCAUCAUUGAGAAUUUCAAGGCCAUCUACGAUAAUGAUGCCACGCCUUUCCGAGAUAUCCCUACCGUGCUUGAAAGGCUGAACAUGGAGCAUUUAAUCAAUGCCACAGCCGCCGAGUAUCUUGAAGACGGGCAAAAUUUUGAUCAACGAUUUGUAAGAGAAAUUGUUCAAACCGCCACACGGGCCAAUUACGGACAAGAUGUUCACCUUCUGCAUGCCUUUGGUGCUUUGGUGUCAAUGGCAGCGGCAAAGGGGGCCUGGUCAGUGCAAGGCGGCAACUUCCUUAUCUUUGAAGAAUUCGUGCGACGCGCCAAUGCCGAAUUGCAUUUGCAAACCUCGGUCACCAGCAUUCAAAACGUGACUGAUGUGGAUGAGCAUGGUCUUCCCGUACGACGCUACAUUGUCACCACCGCAAACGACGAAAGCGAACUUUACGAUGCAGUAAUUCUGGCCACACCUUUGCAUAAUGCUCAAAUCGAGCUUCCUUUUGCCAAUACAGAUACGCACCGUACAUACCAUACGGUCCAUGUCACAUUGGUUGCGGGCGUUCCCAAUCCCGGAUAUUUCAACCGCGACAAAGACACUAUCCCGUCAUUUAUUGUGACGACAGGUCAUUUUGAGACGGAGAAUCCACCGUUUACUACAUUUGUAGUUCACCGAACCAUCGAGACGGGCGAAAGCGUGGUGAAAAUGUUCUCAUCGAAACAGAUGACAGAUGAUGAGCUUGACAAGUUGUUCUACGACCGUAGCUGGGUCUAUCGACAUCGGUGGGAAGCUUUUCCUAAACUGUUUCCUGUCACAUUAAAGGAAAAUACCCCCGACACAUGGCCAUCUUUUGUGCUGGAUGGUUUCCAAGAAGAAACAGGCUCCAGCGAACAUGGCAUCGUUUAUGUAAAUGCAUUUGAGAACGUGAUCUCGACCAUGGAAACACAAACGAUUGCUGCCAAGAACGCAGUCAAACUGAUUCAUGGACGUUGGUGCGGCCAUUCAUCGUCAUUGAAACGAGGUUGUGUAGCAUUUGGCGAUGGAUGGGGUGGAUUAUGAUGAGGAAGAGUUUACUAGAUAGACGUCCGACAUGUUCUCUAAUUGGAUGUUUCUUCGUGCCAUGUGAUCCGAAAAAAAUGUGUGUAUAACCCGCCAUUCGCCUUCGCUACUUGGCAUUGU
Molecule: messenger RNA, 1553 nt
Organism: Radiomyces spectabilis
Lineage: Eukaryota; Fungi; Mucoromycota; Mucoromycetes; Mucorales; Radiomycetaceae
Product: Prenylcysteine lyase
Exons: 7
Coding region: 78-1433 (451 amino acids)
Biological process (GO): prenylcysteine catabolic process; prenylated protein catabolic process
Molecular function (GO): prenylcysteine oxidase activity
Source: RefSeq, a predicted model, not a curated record